ACCUCAGCUGCACAAGACUUGCGCCACGGCAUGGUUGCAAGAGAUCUCCUCUCUCUUGGUUAUAAUAUGAUCCCCCGAGAUCCGUAUAGGGUCAUCCGGGCUUCUGCACCCUCCCUCUCUUCCUCCCAGUAGAGUUGCAACCUCCCCCGCAGCUCCGCUCCUCGCCAUGCCGGUUUACAUGCUCUAUGGCUUCCGGUGGCCACGGGCUGGCUUCACAGGCAUCCGCGUUUACAUUGUCCUACACAAUUUAGAAGAUGCGACAGCCGAGUACAUCCAGAGACCAAUCACUACCCACUUACUCCUUGAAUCCUUCAAAAAUACCGAACCCAAUAUUGUCUCCAAUCUCCCUGAAUUGAGCUUUAUCGAACAGUAUGAUCCCGAAGAUGAAACUGAUGAGGCAGUGAGCAAACCCUAUGCGUAUGUUGGCGCAAAAGUGAUUAGUAUCCCUGAUGCAGACACCGCGAGUCCCGGCUCUUACUGGAACGCGGAUCUCUUCCAGGAGAAUCCGUUGGAUACGAGUGCUGCAAAGGCGUUGGCUGAGAUGCGGGACAAGUAUGCGGCUGGUGAGAGGAUUGGCUGGUGGAUUGUAUACAAUGGGGACCCUGAAAGAUACUACCCCCAUAGCGAAGGAGAAGAGGAUAGUAUCAUGGAAGAAGAUGAUGAUGACUACGAUGAUAACGAAUAUGAUCGUGAUGAAUAUGUGAGCGAACCACCAUCAACCCCCUCGACACCAACGGUGCGUUUACCCGAAAGAUUGACGCGAUUCUUUACCAAAAGAUCUACGUGAUGGCUAUAUGAAUUAUGUCGGAUUUUAAGAUUUUAGAAAGGGAAGGGGGGGAGGGGUUCAAGGUUUCGUCAACAAGCUUGCUUUUGGUGUUUGCGGGUGUCACAGUCUCAGGAUAUUACGGUGGGUUGGAUGUUUGUAUCUGUUUUAAUUAUGAUGACUCUUUUCGUUCCAAUAACCAAAUACUACCUUUCAGCUGGAGCCAUAUCCCUUCUGCCAACUGGCG
This is a messenger RNA of Aspergillus ochraceoroseus IBT 24754, 1010 nucleotides long. RefSeq lists its product as uncharacterized. The record is from RefSeq and is a predicted model, not a curated record. Lineage: Eukaryota; Fungi; Ascomycota; Eurotiomycetes; Eurotiales; Aspergillaceae. Bases 167 to 787 code for a protein of 206 amino acids. The transcript has 2 exons.